CCGGCAAUGACGCGUCAUGGGAUCCAGGAAGUAAAUCGCUCUGUUUACAUUCAGCGCUGAAAUGUGAUCACAUGUCCGUCUUUCUACACACUGUUCAUCGAUAAUUGGCUGCUAAUCAGUUUAUCGAUGGGGAACACAGAAAGUGCUGUAGUGCAGAAACGACUGGUCCGUUUUCGACCCGAUGAGCGACCCGUUAUUGAGGGAGUCUUUGACAGACUUCAGAGCACCAGCAGCUCGUCUGUGCCUACUGGAAAAGCCAAUGUUUUACACGUAGACACGUUCAAGAUAACUAUGGGUAAAAUGACUUCAGACUCAAUGAUUUUGAGAGUCUAUGAGGGAAUCUGCAGUGUGGACCCUGGUGUGCCAGUGCCACCUGGUGGUGGGGUAAGUCGAGAGCAGCUGGUGAUCUUCUUGGCAGAUGCUCUUCGGGGUACAGCAGAGGAGAGAGCACCGCUUGUCAUGGCGAUGGCACACGGGACCAAAGCAACAGUUAUGACCAAUCAGAUAAGAGAAUUGUUAGAGGACUUGGUAUCGGCUGUAGUUCAGACUCUCACACACAGGGGACAUCUGCGAGGCUGGAGACCAGAUCACAUGGGUCACGGUGAUCAGGGGGUGAAGCUUUUGGCUGAGCAGUUGAGCUCUGAGUUAAAAGCCUCAGAUCAGAACAUGUGUGAUGUUGCUUGUCUCGAGGACUGGCUAUUUCGUGUCUCGGGUGUGUCCACAUUUCUGGAGCUCCUGAUUGGUGAGGGUCUUGAUGUAGGAUUGACCUCACGCCCACCUCCCACUCUGCUGCCCCAGUGUCAAAGUGCACCCUGGACUGAGCUGCGCUCUAUACUGGAUAUACCAUUUCUCAUGUUCCUGACCUCUCAGCUGCCUUCAGGAAACACUGCCCCCUGGAGGCUGCUGUUUUCUACCAACGUACAUGGUGAAAGCUUCACCCGCCUGGUUGGAAACUGUAAAAGCCGGGGCUCCACUGUGUUACUGGUGAAAGACACCAAGGGCCACAUAUUUGGAGGCUUUGCUUCUCAUAGCUGGGAGAUCAAACCUCAGUUUCAGGGUGAUUCCAGGUGCUUCCUGUUUUCUGUGUCGCCAUCUAUGCGAGUGUUCACAUGUACUGGUUAUAACCAGCACUACAUGUACCUGAACCAGGGUCAGCAAACCAUGCCCAAUGGUCUGGGUAUGGGUGGACAGCAUGGGUAUUUUGGUUUGUGGCUGGACAGCGAUUUUGGCCGUGGUCAUAGUCGGGCUCGUCCACGUUGCACCACUUAUGGUAGUCCUCAACUCUCGGGAGAUGAAGACUUCACAGUCGACACAGUAGAGGUGUGGGGAGUUGGUGUGCCCCCUGAGGAACAGGAACAGGAUGAGAAAAAGAAGAGUGUUCUGGAUGCAGAUCCUGAGGUGCAGGCUAUAAUGGAGAUGACGGGGAAAACCCUGCAUAGCCAAGGCCUCCGAGAGCCAGAAGAAGAAGAUGAUGGAUGAGAGAUUUAUGUAACACAUAAGAAAGACUGGUGCUGCUUUUACUUGGACAGGUUGGGUGACAAAAAAUAUGUAGUCUUUAUAAUUUUUCAAUAAGUUGUGCAUUACGAAUUAUGACUGAAACUGGACAAAAGUCAGGAUGCUUAAUCUGAUAUAUAUAUAUAUAUAUAUCAUUAACCUGAGAUCGUCAAUAGCGUCCAAGAUUUAUUUUGUAAUGAGAUUUUACUUCUUAGGUCUGUUUAUGAAUUCGGCUAACAGUUUCAUUCAUUACCCACAUUGACUGUACUGAGAUUUUACUUCUUAGGUCUGUUUAUGAAUUCGGCUAACAGUUUCAUUCAUUACCCACAUUGACUGUACUGAGAUUUUACUUCUUAGGUCUGUUUAUGAAUUCAGCUAAUGGUUUCAUUCAUUACCCACAUUGCCACUUUGAGUCUCACAUUUGCUGUCCCCACUACUGUUAAGAUGAAUUUCUUAUCAAUAUGACGCUGCAUGCUGGAAGAAUUUCUCUGACAAUUCUGCAAAAAGUAGCUCUUAUUUGGUUUUCACAGUUACCUGACUUUUAUCACUUGUGUUUUACAUCGUAGUAGAAUUUUUUUCUCCUAUUAAAUGCUUUUGUAACUGUA
Hemibagrus wyckioides is the source of this 2099-nucleotide messenger RNA. RefSeq names its product MTOR associated protein, eak-7 homolog (gene meak7). The coding region runs from base 127 to 1479 and encodes 450 amino acids. NCBI's taxonomy places the organism in Eukaryota, Metazoa, Chordata, Actinopteri, Siluriformes, Bagridae. Gene Ontology annotation, biological process: TOR signaling. The transcript has 8 exons. The record is from RefSeq and is a predicted model, not a curated record.